Scylla paramamosain (green mud crab) is the source of this 7703-nucleotide messenger RNA. It is a transcript of the gene Fhos, whose product is annotated as FH1/FH2 domain-containing protein 3-like. The record is from RefSeq and is a predicted model, not a curated record. Lineage: Eukaryota; Metazoa; Arthropoda; Malacostraca; Decapoda; Portunidae. Gene Ontology annotation, molecular function: actin filament binding. Gene Ontology annotation, cellular component: cytoplasm; cytoskeleton. Bases 1211 to 4432 code for a protein of 1073 amino acids. The transcript is spliced from 28 exons. Gene Ontology annotation, biological process: cortical actin cytoskeleton organization.
GGAGCCCCGAGCUGCCGCGGCGCUCUGUGAUGCGCAACGCCUACGAGAGCGAGACGGAGCCCGAGCUGGCGUGGUCAGACGACAACACCAAGACGGCGGCCUCGUCCAUGCCCGCCGUGGCCGAGGAGACGGAGGACGACUACAACUUCGAGUGGCCCAGCAGCCCCGAGCUGCCGCGCCGCCGCAACCCCUACGGCUACUCCGACGCCUACGACACACAGAACGAAACGGAGGGCUUCGAGUGGCCCAGCAGCCCAGAGCUGCCGCGCAUGAAGGACCCCCGCUACAUCAGCUUCACCGAGGACAUCGACACCCUGCUGUGCUCCGACCUGCAGGGAGACUUCGCCGAGAUGGAGCGCCUCAUGGGCUACUCCCCCCGCCCCAACUGCCUCAUCCCGACGCCGCGCCGCACAGGAAGGAGGAGGAGAAGGCGCAGCAGCAGCAGCAGCAGCAGGAUGAGGAGAAGAAGGUAGAGGAGAAGAAGGAGUCCCUGAAGCAGAGAGCCAGGCAGAACCUCUCACACUUCAUCGGUAAACUCUCGAAUAUUGAUGAUAUUUUGGGCGCCGUCCUCCGCCCCAUCACCUCCCGCGCCACCACCACCACCACCACCACCACCCUCCCCGCCACCACCCCUUCCACCUCCACCACCACCUCCACCAGUAGCUCCGUGAAGGAUGAUGAGAGCGGCCUGGAGGAGGUGCUGGCCAAUCAGGUGAAGGUUCACGAUGCGCAGGCCAACGUUGCGCAUAUUGACGAGAAUCUGGAGGAGUACGAUGCCUCAGCUGUGAUCAUCAGGAAAAAGGAGAAGAGAGAAGCCUUAACAGCGGAAAUAAUUCGUGCAGUGAAGGCUGGGUUGGACGAUGCCACGCUGCAGGUGUACCGGGACGGGGACUACGGCACCUACUUGGACCUGGAGGCGUCACUAGCAGAGCAGACUGAAGACAUUGAUGGCCUGACUGAUAGCAAGAAGAACGCCAUUAUCCUGAGGACCCAGCUGUCUGUGAGGGUCCACGCCAUCAUAGAGAAGCUCCUGAACAGCGAGGGUCGGGAUCUGCGGCGGGCUCUGUUCUCCCUGAAGCAGAUUUUCCAGGAUGACAAGGACUUGGUGCAUGCCUUUGUACAGAAUGAUGGCCUCACCUGCCUCAUCAAGGUGGGCUCCUCCGCCGACCAGAACUACCAGAACUACAUCCUCCGAGCGCUGGGGCAGGUGAUGCUGUACGUGGAUGGCAUGAACGGGGUGAUGGAGCACCGCCCCACCGUUCAGUGGCUGUACUCCUUGGUGGCUUCCAAGUACCGUCUGGUGGUGAAGACGGCCCUCAAGCUGCUGCUGGUGUUUGUGGAGUACACCGAGAGCAACGCCCUGGUGCUGGUGGACGCCAUCAACACCGUCGACACUUCUAGAGGGGAAUCACCAUGGACCACUCUGAUGAGGCUGCUGGAGGGGCGGGACAGCCUGGACAUGGAGCUGCUCACCUACGCCAUGACCCUCAUUAACAAGACCCUCAACGGCAUCCCUGACCAGGACACCUAUUAUGACCAAACUGACCACCUGGAGGAGCAGGGCAUGGAGACGCUCAUUGCCAAGUACAUGCACAGAGCGGACAGUGACCUGGACCUCCUGCAGCAGUUCACCAUCUACGAGGCUGUGCUGGCGUACGAGGAUGGUGAUGACAUCUGCCGGACACGCACCAUCGACCCCUCCAUCAGACAAGUCCCUCGCAUCACCUCCAGCGACAGAGAUUCCCUGGACCGCCGCAAGUCAAAGAGACACAACCAGACACCGCCACCACCUUCUGCGGGGAAGAAUAGGAAGGGUGUUGGGGUGAACUUAGAGGAUGGCAAGGGGCGGCGUUCCAGUAGUGACGAUGACCACAUUACUGUCAUCAACAUCAAUGGGGACACCUAUGGUAUACCCCAGGACGACCUCUCCGGCAUCAAACACGCCGAUGCAGGGGUGACGCCAGCCCUCAGGAGGCGGCGGGAGAGGGCUGAAAGACACCGCACCUUCAUUAACGAACAGGAGACCAUCAACGAAACCAGGCGCAGCUCCCAUUCCUCCGACGGCAAUGUGGAAGAUGAGAACCGCAAGAACAGUGAACUCUCGGGGCUGAACAAACAAGCAUCGUGGAUGAUGGACAUGAUGUACAGCAAGAGAGACGACACCUCUGCCCGCCGCGACUCCCUCACCAACAUCCAGGACCUCGCCUCCAGGAUAUCCAGUCUGCAGGAGAAGGAGGCGGUGGAGAAUGGGGGCACUGCCGGGGUCAUUGCUCCUGAUGUUAAUGUGCAGGCGUCCGUCAAGGAGAUCCAGAACAAGAUGGCAGCAGCAGGCACCCCAGCAGAGACAGCGGUGGCGGGGGCGGGGACUCGUAAGGGUGGCAGCAGCGGUGACCUGAGUGACCGAAUCAACAAGAUCAAGGAUGGACUGGCCAAGAGUCACUCCAAGGGCGAGGUUGCGAAGGAGGCCGUCCCAGAACCCCCAAAGAAAUCGGAGAACGACAUACAGUGGGACCUCCUAAAGAAGCACCUGAACCGACCCCUGACCCUCUGUGACCUGGAUUUCAACGAUCUGACCCCAGAAGACGAGAUGCUGGUCCCCGUUAAAAAAGAGGAGGGGGUUCCACCACCGCCCCCACCCCCUCCUUCUAUGAUUGGCGGACCCCCUCCCCCGCCACCACCGUUCAUUGUCCCCCCAGCUCCCAACAUGCCCCCUGUCCCCCCUGCACCACCUGCCCCCCGCCCAGCGUCCCGGGCAGACACCCCCGCGCAGCACACAGACACAGAUGAUGCCUCCAGCAGACACCACAAGACCAAAAAGACCAUUAAGUUGUUCUGGAAGGAGGUGCGUGAGGACCCUCGCUUCAUGAUCCCCACCAUCUGGACUGAUGUGGACCGCGUGCCCCUCGACACACAGCGACUGGAGCACCUCUUUGAGUCCCGCGCCAAGGAUAUCAUCACCAAGGUAAAGCAACAGGACCAGAAGGGCGUGAAGGAGCUCAUUGUACUGGAUCCCAAGCGUUCCAACGUCAUCAAUAUCGGCAUGACCAAACUGCCGCCUCCACGCACCAUCAAGACUGCUAUUCUCAAGAUGGACUCCUCUAUCAUCAACAGGGAGGGCAUUGAGAAACUGCUGACCACCAUGCUGCCGACAGCCGAGGAGAAGGAGAAGAUCCAGGAGGCAGCGAUCUCCAACCCUGAGCUGCCUCUGGGAUCGGCGGAACAGUUCCUCAUGAUGCUGGCCUCCAUCUCUGAGUUGCCAGCCAGACUCAACCUGUGGCUCUUCAAGCUGGACUAUGAGAACACAGAGAAGGAGGUGGCAGACCCCCUGAUGGACCUGAAGCAGGGAGUGGAGGACCUGCAGAAGAACAAGACAUUCAAAGUAAUCCUCUCUGUGCUUCUCUCCAUCGGCAACUUCCUGAAUGGGUCAGAGUCACGGGGCUUCCAGAUUGAGUACCUGUCCAAGGUGCCGGAGGUGAAGGACACGGUACACAAACACUCUCUGCUGCACCACCUGUGUCACAUGGUCAUCGAGAAGUUCCCCGACACCACUGAUCUGUACUCGGAGAUUGGGUCCAUCACAAGGGCAUCAAGGGUGGACUUUGAGGAGCUGGAGAACACCAUAGCCAAGAUGCAGGUAGACUGUAAGGCCUCCUGGGACUACCUCAAGGCCAUCGCCAAGCACGAUGGCCCCACGCAGAUCAAACUCAAAAUGUCAGAGUUCUUAGCAGACUGCGCGGAAAGGAUCAUUGUUCUCGAGAUCAUCUACAAGAGAGUCAUGACGAGGUUCCAUCGCUUCCUGCUGUGGCUGGGAACACCUCUGCUGAUGACCCAUGAAAUCAAGGUGCAGCAGGUGUGUUCAGUGGUCAGUGAGUUCGCCCUGGAGUAUAGGACGUGUCGGGAACGUGUCUUGCAGCAGAUCCAGAAGAAGGCUGCACACAGGGAGAGGAACAAGACCAGGGGGAAGAUGAUCUCUGAGGAGAGUGAAUACCGCGCCAAUGGGAUUCUCAGGCCAUGUCUCAAAAACAGAUCGAUGGAGAAGUUCAAGCGUUCCAAACAGACCAAGGAGGAGAAGGCAGACUCUGACCUCCGCCAGCUCCUCAAUUACUCUGACGUCUCCGACACUGACACCAUUCGAGGCAAGAACACCUGGAGGAGAACGCGGGAAGGCAAGACACGCAGCAGAGGCGAGGAGAGCAUGGUGGAGGUGAUGGAAGGGGAGGACGCACUGUUGGACUCCCUGGUGAAGACAGCCACACAGGGUCCCUCCGCCCGCACCACACCCAGGGAACGGAAGAGAUCUAGACACGCCGACCGCAAGUCAUCUCGUCAGUCGGCCGCAUCAGGCACAGUGAAGCGCUCCAGAACCCGUGACCGUAACCUCAUUAAUGAAUUAGAGGCUCUCCAGCAAGUCCAACAGCUCCAUAUUGACUAGUCCCCAUCCCAAGGCCAGCUCAGCCCCCUUUCCCCGCCGCUAAUGGCCCUCGGAGGUCACGGUCCAGGAAAGGAGUGCCGGAUUUGUCCCACCUGGAGGCCCUGGUGGUGCGGGAGUAACCACUUCCUACACCACCUCCACCACCACUACCACCACCACCACCACUGCCACGACUACCACCACCACCACCACCACAACCACCGCCGCUGUCGCCACCACCACCACAACCGCCACCUGCCGCUCACUCUCCAUGCGGCGGACUCUUAAGAACGGACUGACGGAGGAAGAGAAAAGACUCCUGGCUAUCAUCGCUGCACAGACACGCUGAGACGCCAGCCACAGCACCACAGCACCACCACAGCCACCACCAGCAGUCUGUCACUCAAGAACCUAACACAACUGACUACAGAAUGAUGCUCCAGGUGUAUAAGGAACUGCAGUGAAUGGAUGUGGGUGUGGCUGCUUUAGUGAUGCAUGUGGUGGUUGUGGUGACAGUGGUGAUAGUGGUGGUGACGGAGGAGGUGGUAGAAAGCAGAUUAACCUAGUCUAGUCAAGGAAUAUUUACCGGAAGGGAGAAAUAGACUGAGUAGAGAGGAUACGAUAGCGAGGCAGGAAAAGAUGACGGGAACUUGUUGUGUGUUGGGAGGUUAUGAUCGUUACUUUACACAGGCGAGAGGGAAGAUAGAGAUGUUUAAAUACACAAGAUCAGUUUAUUAGGAGAAAGAAAAGUAGAAGAGUUACACUGAGGAUAAAAAAUAAUGAUGUAAAGAACUUAUUGUAUUUUGGAAGUUUGUGGAUCGUACUUCACACAGACGAGAGAAAAUAUAGAGAUGGGUAAAUAUAUAAGAUCAGUUUAUUAGGAGAAAGAAAAGUAGAAGAGUUUCACUGAGGAUAGAAAAUAAUGAUGUAGAUUGUAAUCAUGAUAGAGACUGAUAAAAAACAAGACCAGCUUAUUAGAAAAAAACACAGUAGAAGAGACAACCUGAGACUACAAACUAAAUAUACGAUAAACUUGUAUUUUGAAAGUUUAUGAAUAUUACCCCACAUAAAGCAAGUGAAUAAUUUGCAUACAUAUUCGGUGUCUGUGUAUUAUAAGUUAUCAUGCUACAUACAAAACCCAGCCAGUCAUACUCAAAACAAAUAUAUAAACAAUUAGCAUAUAUAUUCAGUCUGUGUGGGUAACAAUGAUCACCCACACACACACACAGCAAGCCAGUGAUACAGAGAAGCACACAAACAAUAAGUCAGUCAUUGACAACACUCGCAACACACAGGCCGUCAUGCGUUGGUGUAAAUAUGUAUACUGCUGAUCAGAACUUGCCACAUGACCUUACCUACACUACCUGACCUCCCAUGACCUGACCUGUCCUGGCAUUCACACCCUCGUGAGUUAGUUUCCAAGGACAGAAGUGUGGUCAGUCAGUCAAUCAAUCAGUCAGUAAGAGGCACAGUGGUAGCACAUACAUACAUACAUACAUACAUACAUACACUGCUGACUCUGUGCAUGCUGUGAGUCUUUGUCAGCAAACUCAGCAAGUCUUCAGAAUUCACUGUAGAGAUAAAGUUUACAGGCCAGACAUCAGUCCCAGAAAUGAGCCUAUAAAUUCUAUAGGCCUGGGAUGUAAAAUCUAUCUUUCUUUCUCUAUAUGUGCAUAAAUGAAAAGGAAGAGAACAGUAUGUAUAUUUAGGCCUAAGAAUUUUGUAGACCUUAGCCAUUUAAAGAAAAAUAGGCUUGAGAAAUUAAUAAAAAGAAAAUUAAGAGAAAUAAAAAAAAUGAAAAAAAUAUACUCAAAUAAGUCAGACAAAAAAAUUGGCAUAGAUAAAGAAAAAAUAAAUGAAAGAAGUAAGGAAGAAAGAAAACCAGAUAUAAAAGAAAAAAGAAAAAAACAAGAAAAACAAAAAAAUUGAAAAGAUAAUCCUACAAACUCAAUAGUCCUAAAAUAUACAAAUAAAACAAUAUAUUUUCCAAGUACUGACUGACACAAACCUCACAGCAACAGAAGCAGCAGCAGGAGGAGGAGGAGGAGAGGUGCUGAUUGCUAACCUCUUACAAACCCCAAUAGUCAGCAGUAGGUGGUUGGUUAAGCCUUACUUCGCCUUAUGCAGGUGUGUGGCAGGCCCUCCCACACCUGCCAUCUGCUCAACACACCCGCAACACACCAGCGAGGCACAGACGGGAGUGUUGUAAAGCUGUGAUAGUCUGUCUGUGUGUCGCUGCCUCACACUACUACACAUUUCCAAAUAUUGUCAUUAUCGAGAUUGGACGCGUUUUGAAUGAGGUGUGUUUGUGUGUAUGUGUGUAUGUGUGUGUGUGUGUGUAUGUGUGCGUGUGUCAUUUUGUGUUUCCUUUUUCAUUUCCCUCUCGUUCUCUUGUUCUGUUUUCCUCCUUUCUUUCCCCCAGUCUGAGCCAGAAUAAUUUAAAGAUUAAUUUCUGUUUUUUCUCAUUGAUCUUCAUUUGUUUUCCUUCUCUUCCCCUUUUUUUCUUUUUCUUUUUCUUCUUUUCAUCCUCUCUGUCCAGUUAAAUUCUCUCCUUUUUCUCUGUUCCUAUCAUUUUUGCUUUCCUUUUUCCUAUCUAUAUCUUCAUAAACUCAUUUUUUUCUUUUCUUCCUCAUUUUCUUUCCCUUCCCAUUGUUUUUUUUUUUUCUGUUUAAACUUAAGGAAGGAAGAUUUUUUAUGUGUCCCUAGAUUUUCUUCGAAUUCGAGGGAAAGAAUACAUUUUUUUCUUUUUCUCUGUCCUAAGAUGUUUUUAUUCAAGCUUGUGGGAGAGAAAGAAUAAACUGUUUCUUUCUUUUCUAUAUUUCCUUCAAUCUUUUUAUUCAAACGAGAGAAAGAUUACAUUUUUUCUCUUUAUUUUGUAUAUUUCCUUCAAUCUUUUUAUUUAAACUUGAGGGAGAGAAAGAACAUAUGAUUUUUUUCUCAUUGUCCUUCAGUGUUAUUUAGACUUGAAAGAGGAAGAAUAUAUAUUUUUCCUCUUUUCUUCUCUAUGCCUUUAAUCUUUUUAUUUAAACAUAACGAGAGAGGGAAACAAACUUUCUUUCCCUUCCCUUUGUUUCCCCACGUGGCUCACUGUAUAAUACUAAGGUAGACUAGUAUAGAGGAAAAUAAUAAUACAUAAAACAAUAUGCUAGUUAAGGCAAUGUUGAUCAUAUAGACGAGAGAGUACCGAAGUGACCGAACAGUAGGAAUGCCACCUUUGUCACGCUGAUGUCUGAGAUUUUGAUACUCAAUAAUGCUUUAUGGAUUUUUAAAUAUAAAAGGCUGUGUACCGAAA